Molecule: messenger RNA, 5497 nt
Organism: Phyllopteryx taeniolatus (common seadragon)
Lineage: Eukaryota; Metazoa; Chordata; Actinopteri; Syngnathiformes; Syngnathidae
Gene: smg5
Product: SMG5 nonsense mediated mRNA decay factor
Biological process (GO): nuclear-transcribed mRNA catabolic process, nonsense-mediated decay
Cellular component (GO): telomerase holoenzyme complex
Molecular function (GO): telomerase RNA binding; protein binding; telomeric repeat DNA binding
Source: RefSeq, a predicted model, not a curated record
UCCCAACUCUCGCGAUAGCUUGCCACUGCCUGCGCGCUGUUCGGGAAGAAUGGCCACCCUCGCAUCACUGGCCGGAACCGAGCUCGGCACGAGAGGCACGCCAGGCCGCUUUAGCUGACCGGGGCGAGCGUCAAUCAGCGGGCACCCCUCCUACCCGGUGCCCGGAACGGAUGGGUAGAGGGGAGGCCGACAGGAAAGCGACGAGAUUCGGGAAGGGAGAAGAGCUAACGCGACACCUCGGUAGGCUAACCGCGCUAGCUGGCCGCUUGUCACUACCGGGUCGGGCAGGGGGGCGACAAGCCCGGGGCAGCCGAGGCAAUUGCGUGACGAGCGGGGCGUUUUUCACCCAAGAGUCGCAGACUCCAAAGUGGACAUGAGCGGACCUGGACAGGACAGCGAACCGGAGGCCAAAGUCCUUCUCAUCAAGCGCUUGUACAGGGCGGUGGUGGAGUCGGUGCACAAGCUGGACGUCAUCAUCGGCGGCAAGGCGUCAUACAGGGAGGUCUUCAAGCCGGAGAACAUCAGCCUGCGCAACAAGCUGAGGGAGCUUUGCGUCAAACUGAUGUUCCUCCACCCCGUGGACUACGGCCGCAAGGCUGAGGAGUUGCUCUGGAGGAAAGUUUACUACGAAGUCAUCCAGGUCAUCAAGACGAACAAGAAGCACAUCCACAGCCGCAGCGUUCUGGAGUGCGCCUACCGCACGCAUCUGAUCGCCGGCGUGGGCUUCUACCAGCACCUGCUGCUCUACGUCCAGUCGCACUACCAGCUGGAGCUGCAGGACUGCAUCGACUGGACGCACGUCACCGACCCGCUCAUCGGCCGGAAGAAGGCGGUGUCGGCCUCCCCCAAGGAAAUGGAGUGGGCGCAGAUGGCCUGUCACCGCUGCCUGGUCUACCUCGGAGAUCUCGCGCGCUACCAGAACGAGCUCGCCGGUGUGGAGGCCGAGCAUCUGGCCGAGAGGUUCUACCACCAGGCGCUAUCCGUCAUGCCGCACAUGGGAAUGCCUUUCAACCAACUGGGGACGCUGGCCGGAGGCAAGUUCUACAACGUGGAAGCAACGUACUAUUACCUUCGCUGUAUCCAAUCGGAGAGCCCCUUCGAGGGCGCCUACGGCAACCUGAAGCGCCUCUUUGACAAAGCCGCCAAGAUGUACCAGCAGGUGAAGAAGCAGGAGAUGAAGAAGCUGUCACCGUCUCGACAGAGAUACAGAGACAUCAAGCGUCUCCUGGUGAGCUUCAUGUACCUGACGAGUCUGCUGCAGCCCAAGAACAGCCUGAUGGAGUCAGAGUUGACCUCGCUGUGCCAGUCGGUGCUGGAGGACUUCAACCUGGUGCUCUUCUACUUGCCGCCGCACGGCCACAAUGCCGCCGUUCGCCACUCCCUCAGCGAGGAGGAUGACGAGCAGCAGCAGCACGCCGCCGACGGCUCCUGUGCGGUGCUGCCAGACACGCUCGUGUUCAAGAUGGUGGUGACGUGCCUCAUGGUGGUGCACAGCCUUAAGAGAGGAGGCUCAAAGCAGUACAGCGCGUCCAUCGCUUUUACGCUGGCGCUCUUCUCGCACCUGGUGAACCACGUGAACAUCCGGCUGCAGGCUGAACUGGAGGAGGCGGAGAGCCAGGUGCCGCCGCUCAACACGGACGCCACAGAUGACGUGGGCGUGAAGGACACGGACGGCCCGAGCGAGCGACCUCUGCAGAACGGCUCCCUGGAGCGAGAGGAAGAGGAGGAGGAGCACGCCAUCGUGAAGAGCUGCGUCAAGGAAGAGCAUAAGUCGGGCGAAGACAAACAGAAGCAGCAGAGGAAGUACGCCCGCCUGUCACGCCUGCGCAGACGCCGCAAAGACCGCGGCGGUGAGGACGAGAGUGACCUGAGCGAGGGCUUUGAGAGCGAAGAUGAUGAAGGCGAGGAGGAGGACGUGGGCCCCCGCGGCGAGAUCGCCCCGCUUCCCCCGGUUGCCCCCCAGCCCGCCGCGGCACCGAAUCUGGCCGCCCUCCGGAAGGAGACGAAGGAGGCCUGCUGGGGGAGCGGCUCCGAGGAGGAGGAAGAGGAGGGCGGCACGGCAUUCGACGUGGAGACGGACUCCGAUAUGAACAGCCAGGAGUCCCGCUCGGACCUGGAGGACAUGGACGAGGCGGAAAACUGCGAGCACCAACAGACUCCGAUCCGGGAGCGGCGGGACGGUGAAGAUGAGGAAGCCAAGGAGGAAGGCGACCAAACGCCCCCCGCCGCCAACGGGCCUCUGGGGGCCAGCGACGCCAGCAUCAGCAGCAACCUCCAGGCCAUGUCCUCGCAGCUCUUCCAGGCGAAACGCUGCUUUCGCCUGGCGCCCACAUUCAGCAACAUGCUGCUCAGGCCUCAAGCCGCCGCCUCGCCCUCCGCCAGGCCCCCUCCCGCUGACGACUCCGCCGCUGCUGCAUCUUCCCGGGAGACCCCUGCCGCCGCCGGUCAAUCACCCUGCGAAAUGAAUCAGAGCGCCCCCAAUGGGACCAAUGAAAAUGACUUGGACUCGGACUCGGAAGGAAGCCAGCUCAGCGCCCCGUCGGUGCACAGCGAGAAGACGCUCCUGGAGAGGCUGGAGAUCCUGACCAAUCAGGGCUUGAUCCAGGUGGUGAAGGUGUUCAUUGACUGGCUCAGGACCAACACCGACAUCAUCCUCAUGUGUGCGCAGAGUUCCCAGAGCCUCUGGAACCGCUUGUCUGUGCUCCUCAACCUGCUGCCAGAUGGAAACAAGAUGCUCGAAGCCGAGGCGGACUUGAACCCGGAGGUGACGGAGCUGCUGGGCGAGUGCGAACGUCCCGCGCUGGUCCAGACGCUGCUGCUGCCCGAGGACGUGGCGCUGAGGCACCUGCCCGCCCUCUGCGUCCCUCACCGCCGCCUCGACUUUAGCCGGCGCGGCGCCUCCCUCAGCCCGCUGCAGGAGUGCGUGGUACGCGUGUGUUGCAUUCGCAGUUUUGGCCACUUCCUCACCAGUCUCCAGGGCAACGUGCUGCACUUCAACCCGGAGGCGGGCAUCUUCACCAGCGUCAGCCAGUCGCAACCAGACGACCUGCUGCAGCAGGCCAAGGCCCAGUUCCGAAUGGCUGAAGAGGAGGCCCGGCGCAAUCGGCUGAUGCGGGACAUGGCUCAGCUUCGACUGCAGUUGGAGGUGUCGCAGCUGGAGGGCAGCCUUCGGCACCCCAAGGCGCAGUCGUCCAUGUCGCCUUACCUAGUGCCCGACGCCGCCGCCCUCUGCCAGCACUUGGGCAUCGUCCGACAUCUGGCGGGCAGCGGCUGCUUCAUCGUCAUCAUCCCGAGAACAGUGAUCGACGGGCUGGACCGACUGAAGAAGGAAAACGCCGGCGCGCGUGACGGCAUCCGCUUCCUUGAGUCUGAGUUUCGGAAAGGCAACAGGUACAUCCGCUGCCAGAAGGAGUCGGGCCGAAGUUUUGAACGAGAUAAGCUAAAACGUCAAGACCUCGACGCCUGGCAUCUGUACAAGAUGGUGGACAGCUGCCGCCAGCUCAGCGUCUCCCAGAGCAACGACGACGACACGGCCGGCAUGGUGACCCUUCUCACCGGACAUCGAGUGGACGAGCUGUGCGGCCGCUCCGCGGCCAUGAAGUCUGCCGUCCAGGCGGCGAUCUCGGCGGGCGUGGAGCUGAAGAACAUCGCCGACUUCUACCGGCAGUGGAAGGAGAUCGGCUGAGAGCGGAAAACGGAAAACGCCGCCAAUGUCGGAUCGAUCGCAACACUCGCUCCCUCUCUCGCUCUCUUUCUCUGUCUCUCUAUCUCGCUCUCGCUCUCUCUCUCUCUCUCUCUCUCUCUCUCUCUACCCCUUCCACUCUUUUUGCUCUGUGUGUAUCUGCGUCUCCCCCCAAAAAAGUCAACAUGAAGUCGGACAGAUGAAAAGAGUUGAAGCUUAUUAAGGGAGUUGAAAGACAAUAAGAGGAACACGAAAGGGCAAACGCCUUCUUCCAAAGCGGGUGACGCCAGGCUCCGCCCCCUUGCGGCGGUUCGGCGGGCCAGAGUGCCGCGACGCCAAGCUAACUGGCUCGCUCGCUGGCGCGCCGCUUCCUUCCCGGCCGGGAGCGCACUCCGUAUGUUCGGAGAGAGAGAAGACGCACACACACUCGCACACAUACACAGAUGAAUUGAAGUCAAUUAGUGUUCCCUCCCUCACGUUGUUUUUGGCAGGAGGGCGAGUGACGAGCAUCUUUCCAAUCCAGAGAGAGAGAAAAGCACAACCCCACUGCAAAAAUGAGCGCCAGGCUGCGGUGGUGGCCCGGCAGGAAAUUAAACCAAAAAAAAAUUCGAAAAACAAACAAAAAAAAAAAGAGCUCCUGGAGGGUUGUUCAAGAGGUAUACUUCUCUUGUCCUUUUUGUUUUUUUGUGCUGUUACUUUUUGUGACCAGCCUCUUAACAAUAUUCACUUGAUGUUUGCGGCCUGAUUUGGCUUUGGGCUGAAAUUUUCAGGAUGAAGCUCAAAUGUAUAUAAAUGUAAAUCAUCUUUACAGGUAACUUCAUUUGACCUUGUGUGAACUUUGGAACGCACAUCUCCAACGUCCGCUUGUAUGCCUUUCUGUGACUCUUCCAGUCUGUAAUGUAGCAACCUGCUGAUGGCGCUCGUCCUCAUGUUGGGAGAGGGAAGAGGCCGCUGAGCUUUGAGCAUCAUUAGCGGGUUGCAACAGAGACCGAAAGAGUCACAGAAAGGCAGACAAAUGGACGUCCUUGGGAAUCUUCAUGGAUCAAACGCCUGUUGUGAAUUUUGCCAUAAUGAUCCAGCCAGUUGUGCGAAAAGUACUGCAUGCCAGAAAUAGUUUCUCCUCCAAAAAUAAUUUCAUUGUUCUAGGAAAAAAAAAAUCAAACUGACAUCAAUUCCAAUUAUUGUUCUUAAGUACUUUUUCCCUCUAAAACAUUCAACUUCAUUCUUGAAAAAAAAUGUAACGUUACUUCAAAAUGUUUUCCUCAAAAAUGGAACUUUUGUUCUUGGACAAAUGAUCCACAUUCUUCUCAAAAUGAGCCACCUUUAUUUUCAUAGGGAUCAUUCUUUCUAGUUGGAAAAACAACUUUUCUCUCUCAAUAUAAUAAAGAUUUCAAGUUUACGCAAGGUCAAAUUAAGGUGACCAGUUGUAAAGGUUUUUGUGCAUUUUAGGUGCGUCCAGAGAUACAAUAUCCAGAUUUUGUUUGUUCUGUGCUCUUGAGAAAAAGCAAACGGCAACCCUGUGAUGAAGCUCAUUUGGGUUUUAUUUUUGUACCCAAACAAUAAUGGUGUUAAUUAUGCUUUAUUUUUUUUUUUUUUUAAAUGCAAGAAUGUCUAUGGGAAAGCCAGUUUAUUUAUCAAGGUGUCAUUUUGUGGGGCGAAAAACAAAUAAUGGGUUUUGUAACCUCCAAGAAAGGUUUGAAAUGUCUCCCGUCUACAUGAUGACUGUCUCCAUAUCCACGGUGAGCGUCCCGUCGUAUACAACAAGACAAGCGGCAUACGUGCGUUGAACAAUUAAAACAAAGAUCAUUGAAAUGA